Messenger RNA from Halichondria panicea, 2195 nucleotides. RefSeq names its product long-chain fatty acid transport protein 4-like. The transcript is spliced from 5 exons. The record is from RefSeq and is a predicted model, not a curated record. Gene Ontology annotation, molecular function: long-chain fatty acid-CoA ligase activity; long-chain fatty acid transmembrane transporter activity. Lineage: Eukaryota; Metazoa; Porifera; Demospongiae; Suberitida; Halichondriidae. The coding region runs from base 46 to 1971 and encodes 641 amino acids.
UGCAUGUAAGGGGCGUACACCAAGGAAGUACUUAAAAUAAACAAGAUGGUGUUUCCAAGAAAGGGUGUGCUGGUGGCUCUAGUAACUACAGUGGUUCUAGUUCUCAUCGGGUUCCCACUAUGGAUAGCCUCUCUGUUUGGUCUGAUGGGGUUUCUGGGCACGGGUGGACUCCAGUACUGCAAGCUUUUUAUACGAACCUUCCCCGUGGAUCUCUGGAUGGGAAAGAAUUUACUAGCGAUGAUGAAAAAGUCAAACCGUGUAAAAAAAGAAAAUUUGUACGUUUCCGACUUAUUCCAAGAAACAGCUGCCAAAUAUCCCAACAAAGUGGCCAUAUAUUUCGAGGAUCGUACUAUAACCUUUCGUGAACUGGACGUACUCUCAAACAAGAUAGCCCAUCAUUUCCUGGCUCAGGGUUUUCAACGUGGCGACGCUGUUGCUAUGUGCAUGGAAAAUUGUCUCGAGUACAUUCCCGUUUUUCUAGGGCUAUCGAAGAUCGGAGCGGUGGCUGCUUUGAUCAAUUACAACCUUCGACAAGAGUCUCUCACUCAUUGCAUCAAAAUAUCCUCGUGUCGUGGUCUAGUGUUUAAUAGCUCUCUGGGGGGAGCUGUGAAGGAGGUUUGGGAGGACCUGGAUCCAGGGGUACGAGACCACGCCUACUCUGUCGGUGGUGAUGCUGGAAUAGGCGGAGUCUCACAACUAGAGGGACUACUGGAGAGUGUGUCAGCUAGUAACCCUCCCCCAGUGCAUGGGAAAAGCUCUGAUGACAAUGUGUGCUAUAUCUACACGUCCGGGACCACUGGAAUGCCCAAGGCUUGUGUAAUGAAGCAUGACAGGUACUGUACCCUUCCUGAUGGAGUGACAGAGUUUGCUGGUGUUACGGCUGAUGAUAUCGUCUAUUGCACUCUCCCUCUCUACCACUCCAAUGGAGGCAUGUUAGCCACUGGACAGAUGCUCUUUGUGGGUGCCAGCUUUGCUCUCAGGAAGAAGUUCUCAGCCAGCAACUUCUGGACUGACUGCAUCAAAUACAAGUGCACGGUUUUCUUCUACAUUGGAGAAAUUUGUCGCUACAUUUUGGCCCAGCCCAAGAGGCCUACGGACACACAACAUUGCAUUCGGCUGAUAGUUGGGAACGGAUUACGCUACGAAGUAUGGAAGGACUUUAUCGAGCGAUUCAAGAUUCCUCAAGUAGCCGAGUUGUACGGCUCGACCGAAGGCAACGUUGGACUGAUGAACUCUCUCAAUAAAAUCGGAGCUUGUGGUAGAAUAUCUGUCAUCCUGCCAUUUAUCAACCCAGUUGCAUUCGUCAAGGUGGACGAAAAUGGAGGCUAUAUUCGAGACAGUAACGGAUUUUGUGUGCCUGCCGCUGUGAACGAGCCCGGGGAGUGUAUGGGGGUCAUUAAAAAGAGUCAAGCAAGGUUUAAAUUUCACGGCUACACGGACAAAUCGUCCACUUCCAAGAAAGUCAUGAACAACGUGUUUCGCACUGGGGACUCGUACUUCAGGUCAGGUGACAUCCUACGAAUGGACGAGGAGGGUUUUGUGUAUUUCUGUGAUCGCACCGGAGACACGUUUCGUUGGAAGGGAGAGAACGUAUCCACGGCAGAAGUGGAGGCUACGAUGGCUCAUAUUCUUGAGUUGACGGAUGUGGUGGUGUACGAUGUUGAGGUGCCUGGUAACGAGGGGCGUGCUGGAAUGGCUGCCAUUGUGGGGACUCGGGACACUGUGGACCUGUCAACACUCCCUCGCCAACUCUCUCUCUCCCUGCCCCCCUAUGCUGUGCCUAUCUUUGUGAGGCUAAUAGAGGCGGCUGAGCUCACUGGGACUUUCAAACUGCGUAAGGUCAAGCUGAGGAACGAGGGUUUUGAUCGAACAGAGGUGACUGACCCACUGUACAUGUUGAGGGGGUCUUCGUACGUCCCUCUAACAGAGGAGCUCCACGAGCAACUCCUCCAGGGAACAAUCAGAGUGUGAAACAAUGGACUCAUGCAUUAGCUGUUAGUAGGGGACUCUAUAGAAGGAAAGAAUUGGUUGAAUCAUUAGUGCGUGCAUAUGUCAUGAAUUACUUAAUUCUUGGCAGAAUUAUUAGUAUUGUUAUUAUUGGUGUGCUACACGGAAUCAUGUGACUUUUUGUUAUUAUUGGUAUCGUAAAGAUUUUCAUGAUAAUUAUCAUGUGACAUAAUUAAUUAUUAAUAUUG